This is a messenger RNA of Oikopleura dioica, 399 nucleotides long. The record is from the annotation of a GenBank genome assembly. NCBI's taxonomy places the organism in Eukaryota, Metazoa, Chordata, Appendicularia, Copelata, Oikopleuridae.
AUGACUGGUGGCGACUAUGAGCGAGUCGACCAUGAAACCGCGCAGUCGAGAUGCGAAGACAUUGGGGGUUAUCUUUCAUUCUUUUUGACUCAAGACGAGCUUGACCACUUCAACAACGAGCGCGAAACUUUAGGCAGAAAAGAAUGGCUAGGAAUUGUAAAGAAUCAAACUACACAAGUCUGGCAAACUGUAACAGGGAUUAACAACACGAUAUUCGAUUGGACGACCAACGAGCCAAACAAUGUCGGUGGAGUUGAAAAUUGCAUUGAGCGAUACACUUAUGGAACUUGGAAUGAUGAGCCUUGCAACCAACUUGAAACAUUUUCGUGUCGACUUGAAGAACUGGUCCCGGAUCACCUGAAUUGUUCUACUGAUUAUUUCUUGGCGAACGGCAAUUAA